This is a messenger RNA of Rattus norvegicus (Norway rat), 2350 nucleotides long. It is a transcript of the gene Uba5, whose product is annotated as ubiquitin-like modifier activating enzyme 5. Gene Ontology annotation, cellular component: endoplasmic reticulum membrane; nucleus; cytosol. Gene Ontology annotation, biological process: reticulophagy; protein ufmylation; protein K69-linked ufmylation. The coding region runs from base 195 to 1406 and encodes 403 amino acids. The transcript has 12 exons. The record is from RefSeq and is marked validated. Gene Ontology annotation, molecular function: zinc ion binding; UFM1 activating enzyme activity; ubiquitin-like modifier activating enzyme activity. Lineage: Eukaryota; Metazoa; Chordata; Mammalia; Rodentia; Muridae.
GGAAGUGGCGUGCGGAAGUCCGGUGGGCAUGCCGGAGACGUGUCUUACUGGGACCAUUGGAGUCGCUUCCCCGGUGUAGGGAUCAGGAAGGCUGUGUCUAGUCCUCCUGAACUUCGUGAGCCCAGCAGAGCAGCGUGGGGCGGCGGCGACGGCGGCGGUCCGGCCUGGGAUCGGGGGCCACCGGGAGCCCAGCCAUGGCCGAGUCGGUGGAGCGGCUGCUGCAGCGGGUUGAGGAGCUGGAGCAGGAACUCGCCCGGGAGAGAAGCCGGCGGAUUGCGGGGGACGGCCACUGCGGCCGGACCCGCAUCCAGAAGAUGAGCGACGAGGUGGUGGAUUCCAAUCCCUACAGCCGUCUGAUGGCAUUGAAACGGAUGGGAGUUGUCAGUGACUAUGAGAAAAUCCGUACCUAUGCUGUAGCAAUAGUAGGUGUUGGUGGAGUUGGUAGUGUGACUGCUGAAAUGCUGACAAGAUGUGGCAUUGGUAAGUUGCUACUCUUUGACUAUGACAAGGUGGAGCUGGCCAACAUGAAUCGACUUUUCUUCCAGCCGUAUCAAGCAGGGAUGAGUAAGGUCCAAGCAGCAGAGCACACCCUGAGGAGCAUUAACCCUGAUGUUCUGUUUGAAGUUCACAACUAUAAUAUCACCACCGUGGAACACUUCGAACAUUUCAUGAAUAGAAUAAGUAAUGGGGGAUUAGAAGAAGGACAACCUGUUGACCUAGUUCUUAGCUGUGUGGACAACUUUGAAGCUCGAAUGGCAAUAAAUACAGCUUGUAAUGAACUUGGUCAGACAUGGAUGGAAUCUGGGGUCAGUGAAAACGCAGUUUCCGGGCACAUCCAGCUUAUGGUCCCUGGAGAGUCGGCUUGCUUUGCGUGCGCACCACCACUUGUAGUUGCUUCAAACAUUGAUGAAAAAACCCUGAAACGAGAAGGCGUCUGCGCGGCCAGCCUCCCCACCACCAUGGGAGUGGUUGCAGGGAUCUUGGUACAAAAUGUAUUAAAGUUUCUGUUAAAAUUUGGGACUGUCAGUUUUUACCUCGGAUACAAUGCCAUGCAGGACUUCUUCCCUACCAUGUUCAUGAAGCCAAACCCUCAGUGUGAUGACAAAAACUGUAGGAAGCAACAAGAAGAAUACAAGAAGAGGGCACCAGCGCAGCCCACGCAGGAGACUGCGCCCCAAGAGGAGGAAGAGGUAGUUCAUGAGGACAACGAGUGGGGUAUUGAGCUGGUGUCUGAGGUUUCAGAAGAGGAACUGAAGAACUCGUCAGGUCCUGUUCCCACCUUACCUGAAGGAAUUACAGUGGCAUACACAGUCCCAAAGAAGAGAGAGGAUUCUGUUUCUGAAGUAACGGUGGAAGAUUCUGGUGAAAGCUUGGAAGAUCUCAUGGCCAGGAUGAAGAAGAUGUAGACAGUGGGCUGGCACCUGCCGUGUUUCCUUGCUUGCGCUAUUACUCCCUUGGAAUUAAACAGUCAGAACUAAUAAAACUUAGUGCCACCUUGGUUGGUUCGUGAAUCAUCACUGAGUCGUUACGCUGUAUGGAACACUAGUGGUUUCUUCGUGCUUCCCUGUACAGCCUGAUCAGUACCACAACUACAGGAAGGAGAGGAGCGGGCCAUCCCAUUCCAUAACUCCCUUUAUGUAAUCCCACGUCUGUGGCCUGAGGCUCUGGACGAUAAAUAGCACAAAUGGAGGAAGGACUGUGUAACCUGCUAGCUGUGGUGACAAGUGUCUGAGUGAAUGGCUUCCUACAGUUAACCCACUCAUAGUCUGACCAGGAGUGACUUAAAACAGCCUAUAGAAUAAAAACAUGCCUCAGAUGUUUCUGGAUGAAAUAGAAGCAGAAUGCCUUCAUUGGUAGUGUAUAAACCCAUGGGUCGAAUCUUUAGGGCAAAGCCUAGAUAAACGUGAGCCGUUUUCAUGCAGACAGAAGUACAUCCAGGAGACAUUGGUUACAGUCUAACUUUCCUCGACCAAGGAGAAGGCAUUGCUCUCUGUAGCAGAAGCGUCCAGAGUCACCAUGUUACUGGAGAACACCGUCCAUACUAUACUAUACCCAUCCCAGGGCUCCUCAAUACCUGAUCUAUAAUACUGAGAUGCUAGCGAGGCUUGUCAACAACGAACUCAGACUGCCUCUGCAGAGGUGAGCAGGUAUCAAUUCCCUGCAAGGGUUCCACUUCCCAACUGUGAGCACCUCAAUUGUAAACGGAUGCCGGAUGUGAACUAUUGGUGUUUUAACCUUGAAGAUAUGGGAUGUGUCAUUAUGAAUGUCUAAAUUAUAUGUAUCGGGAAAUGUUAGCAGAAGUUAAAAGUGCCAUUCUCUCUUGUAAAAUAAAGUUGUAAAGACCAACUCA